Messenger RNA from Telopea speciosissima, 392 nucleotides. RefSeq names its product signal peptide peptidase-like 1. The transcript is spliced from 2 exons. Gene Ontology annotation, cellular component: cytoplasmic side of endoplasmic reticulum membrane; Golgi-associated vesicle membrane; lumenal side of endoplasmic reticulum membrane. Gene Ontology annotation, molecular function: aspartic endopeptidase activity, intramembrane cleaving. The coding region runs from base 14 to 373 and encodes 119 amino acids. The record is from RefSeq and is a predicted model, not a curated record. Gene Ontology annotation, biological process: membrane protein proteolysis. Lineage: Eukaryota; Viridiplantae; Streptophyta; Magnoliopsida; Proteales; Proteaceae.
AACAUGACCAUUCAUGCUAUGUAAUGGUCUGGGAUGCGUUAAUGGGCAAUUGUCUGAUGAAGGCAGUUUAUGGCAAUCAUGGAGGCUAUGUUUUGAUCAUCAGAAGAGCAGGGAUUCAGUAGGCAUGUUAGAUAUAUCUUCCCCAAAAGGACACAAAUACAUAAGGUAUGCACUUCCUGGAUAUACCAUCGGAUUUGUAGCUGCUUUAGCGGCUUGGAUCUUGACUCAUUCACCCCAACCAGCCCUUCUGUAUCUGGUGCCAUCGACUUUGGGACCUGUUGUUGUGCUCUCCUGGCUGAAAAAGGAACUCUUAGAGCUAUGGGAAGGGACAAGGCAAAACCUCAACGAGAAGUCUCGUUUGCCAGAGGUUUAAGUAACUUUAUCUUCUGAGC